Cercospora beticola is the source of this 1189-nucleotide messenger RNA. It is a transcript of the gene PHB1, whose product is annotated as prohibitin subunit PHB1. Gene Ontology annotation, cellular component: membrane; mitochondrion. NCBI's taxonomy places the organism in Eukaryota, Fungi, Ascomycota, Dothideomycetes, Mycosphaerellales, Mycosphaerellaceae. The record is from RefSeq and is a predicted model, not a curated record. Gene Ontology annotation, biological process: mitochondrion organization.
CACGCCCAGCUCUGGUUCAUCCUCUCGCCGCUUUCAACUCCAUCAUGGCCGCCAACGCAUUGAACGGCAUCUAUCGAUGGGCGAUUCCCACAGCCGCCGCCUUCUCCCUCGCUUCCGCCUCCAUUUACGAUGUCAAGGGUGGCACUCGAGCCGUCAUCUUCGACCGUCUGCGAGGUGUCUCGGAUCAAGUCGUGAAUGAAGGAACACACUUCCUGGUGCCAUGGCUACAAAAAGCGAUCACGUUCGAUGUACGGACAAAGCCUCGCAAUAUCAGCACCACAACUGGCAGCAAAGACUUGCAGAUGGUGAGCUUGACACUGAGAGUGCUCCACCGUCCUGAGGUGCAGCAGCUGCCCAAAAUUUAUCAGAAUCUCGGACAAGACUACGACGAGCGUGUGCUUCCUUCGAUCGGAAACGAGGUGCUCAAGGCCAUCGUGGCCCAAUUCGACGCCGCGGAGCUCAUUACCCAACGUGAGGCUGUAUCAAAUCGGAUACGAGCUGAGUUGCUCAAGCGUGCCUCGGAGUUCAACAUUGCACUCGAGGAUGUCAGCAUUACACACAUGACCUUCGGCCGAGAGUUCACCAAAGCAGUUGAGGAGAAGCAGAUCGCACAACAAGAAGCCGAGCGCGCACGUUUCAUUGUGGAGAAGGCCGAACAAGAACGACAGGCGAACGUCAUUCGCGCAGAGGGUGAAUCAGAGGCCGCCGAAGUCAUUUCGAAGGCUGUGGCGAAGAGUGGUGAUGGUCUGAUCCAAAUUCGAAGAAUCGAAACACAGAAAGAUGUGGCGCAGAUGCUCGCAAACAACCCGAACGUCACAUAUCUGCCAGGUGGUGGGCAGGGUGGUCAAGAUGGCAGCAAGGGUGGUAACUUUCUGUUGGGACUGAGAUCAUAAAAUGUGCAACGGCGUAGGUGUGCAAGGAAAAUGUAGAAACAGCCAGCACUGGUGCGGACUGACGGCACAGUACGGCACGGACGUAUGAUACUCUUCUCUACUAAUGUACAAAAUGCAUCAUUAGCGUACGAUCAGACUCUCGCCUCGAGCCAGUCCAAAGUGGUCUCGAGCCAUCAGGCAUUCUCAAAGGCAGCGUCUCCCCAUCGAAUUCGAUGACCGAAUACAGUCCGCCGAAGGGUCUCAUCCUGAAAUUCACGAGGUCAGGACAGGUACAGCGAACGUACAGGAAACGAAUA